Effrenium voratum is the source of this 1815-nucleotide messenger RNA. The record is from the annotation of a GenBank genome assembly. NCBI's taxonomy places the organism in Eukaryota, Dinophyceae, Suessiales, Symbiodiniaceae.
CGCAAGUCGUGGGUUCCUUUGCGCGGGGCCGCCAUGGUGUACUACCUCCUGGUGGUUUCCCCGCGGCAGCCCCCAACUCCAUGUCCGUCUUCCGGAGUCUACGAGCAGCUGAAGGACUUCAAAGAUGCUCAUCAUGCUGAAGCCAUUGUGGACGUGCUCCAGGUGGGCGCCAUCAAGAUCUUCCGAGCCAUCGGUGCGGGGGCCAACUUGGAGGACGCGCUGCCCAUCCAAAGGACCAGCGCCCUACUGCUGGUGGCAGCGCCCUCGGAGCUGUCGCCGGAGGCCCUGGAAGACUUCCUGGAUGCCGGCAGCAGCCUCUUCAGCAGCGGCAUCGAGGCGAUGCGGGUGCUGCAAGGCGGCGCGAAGAGCCCGGGCUUCUUCACUGCGGUACUGCUCUGCCGCAGCCAAGCAGCUGCGGACGCCUUGUACAAAGCCAACCAUGGCAGGCUCUUCAAAGGAGAGGACAGUUCUGACCAGGGCCCUUGCUGCUACUUGGCCUUUCUAGAGGCCAUCGUGUACACGGAGGCAUCCUCUUCCUCAUCCUCCGACCCUUGCUCCGACACAUCGGUCAUUCCCAGCACCGCCUACGAGAUCCCAUCCUGCCCGGUGUGCAUCGAGCGCAUUGACGUCUCCGGCACCGGCAUGGUGACACACUCCCACGGCUGGAUCGGCGACAAGCGGCCCCCGUGCUGCGUGGCCUGCGCGGUGAUCUGUGACGCGAGUGCGGAGGGCGGCACCGAAAGCGGGCUGAGGUGUGAAUGCUGCCAGCAGCAGGAAGACCUUUGGGCCUGCCUCAUCUGUGGGCACCUGGGCUGUGGGAGGUACAAAGACGCCCACGCCAAGGACCACGCCACGGAGCGACGGCACCGGUUCUGCUUCCAGUUGGCCUCUGGCCGCAUCUGGGACUACCACUCCGACGUCUUCGUGCACCGACGGCUGGUGCAGCAGGCUGCGGCCUCGGGGCGGAGGUUCGAGCUGGCGCUGCCCGCGCCGGCCAUCGGCUCCGAGACCUCCAAGGCGCCGGGCACCACGGCGCCGGGGAAUGAGCAGCUGCUGUCCAUGGAGUUGGACGCCAUCUUGUCCUCACAGCUGGACCAUCAGCUCUCGCGCUACGACCGCCAGCUGACGGAGCUGCAGACGGAGCACUCGCUGGCCUGCGGCGCUUUGAUGGCCGCCGCCGAGGCGGCGGAGCAGCGCCGCAGGAGCUGCGAGGACGGCCGGGGAACAAUGGGGCGGGCGGACGCGGAAGGGGGCGCCUUCCAUUGGAAGGAGGUGCAGGACUUGAAGAAGCAGCUGCAGGCCAUCGCAGCACCAAUGGAGUCAUUGGAGAUGCUGUGCCAGGAGUUGAAGGCACAUGCAGCGCGCGAUGCAGGAGUGGAGCAGAAGCCAGAAUGCUAUCUGGCUGCAGCGCCAGCUCAGGCCCAUCCUGGAGGGCUGGUGCAGAGCCUGCAGGGUCUGCAGGGAGGACGCGCAUUGCUUUGCAUCGAAGUGUGGUGCAGGGCGCUGCGCGACGCCUGGGCCUCUUCCUUGGAGGGCGAUGCAGAGGCGGUGCAGGAAGCGGUGGACACACUGAACAAUAUGAGGCUCUGCAGGUGGGCAGGCUGGAGGCCUCAGACGGUGCUGCCGGUGCUCCUGCAGGAAGCAAACCAGCACUUGCAGGAGCCUGCAGGUGGAGUCAUCUGGGUCUUGAGUGACCAGAUCCUGGAGCGCAUGCAGGAGUUGAGGUCCUUGGCGGGCAGCAUGCAGGAGCAGCAGAUCUCGGCUCCGCAGGUUCCAAAUGUAGGACUGCAGGAAGCGCUGGCUCUUCAGGUUUAG